GUUUCAAGCGAUGAAUUGGUGGAAUAAAUACCGAAAUCACAUAUCAUUUUGGAUUCUGGGCUUAAGUAACAACUAUUCCUAUGUUAUUAUGUUAAGCGCAGCCUUCGAUAUCAUUGCCGAAAAUGAUCGCAAACCGGGAGUCAGUGGCGGCGGCGAUGACAUUACCGCCGAUGACUACGACGACAACAACAACAAUAAAAAUUCAACAACAUUUCAGUGCAACUCGUCAUCGACCGGUGCCGUACUUAUUGCUGAUAUACUUCCCUGUCUUAUCAUUAAACUAUUGGCACCGUUUGUCUUUACAAACACAAAUUUUAGGGUCUCAUUAGUGGUCAUACUGUCGGCCAUGAGUUUCAUAUUGACAUCAAUUUCUACAAAUAUCUACUAUUCAUACAUAGGUAUUGUAUGCGCCUCCCUGUCCAGCGGUUUAGGCGAAACAACAUACCUAUCGUAUACAUCGAAAUUUGAUUUACGAGUCAUAUCCUACUGGUCAUCGGGAACGGGAGCUUCCGGUUUGUUAGGCUCGUUGUCCUAUGCAUUCCUUACGACAAUCGGUUUGACUCCCAAAACAACACUACUGGUCAUGUUAGUCAUACCAGUGUUGAUGGCGUUCACAUUCUGGUGUAUCAUAACCGAGCCUACCGUUCCUCACGACGACUCUAUUGCUGAAGUUAUUAGUCCAUUGAUUUGCGAUGAAUCUACUGACGGCGUGGACGACUGUACCGAUGAGACAAUUGUUUUGAAUCCAAACAAUUCCGGCGACAAAAUGACAAUCUGGCAGAUGAUUGUCUAUAUUAAAAGCCUACUGAAAUAUAUGCUGCCAUUAAUGUUUGUCUACCUGUUUGAGUACUUCAUCAAUCAAGGAUUGUUUGAAUUAGUCUACUUUCCCGGCAUAUGGCUUACACAAAAAGAGCAAUACCGAUGGUAUAAUGUCGACUAUCAGAUCGGUGUAUUAAUAUCCCGUUCGUCGAUAAGUUUUUUGAAAAUUCAAAAACUCUAUCUACUGGCCAUUCUUCAGUUGGUCAACGUUUUGAUAGUCUUGACACAGCUGUGGACACAGUUUAUGCCCACCAUUUGGAUAAUGUUGGCACUGGUACUGUUCGAGGGACUGUUAGGUGGGGCCGCCUAUGUUAACACAUUUUAUCGGAUCUAUAGUGAAGUCAAUCAAAAGUAUAAAUCCUAUGCGUUAAGUAUUACAACACUUAGCGAUUCAAUUGGUAUAACAAUUGCCGGUUUUACAGCACUUCCAGUUCACGACGCUAUUUGUGAACAUUUGAAAUAUUAAAUUAUUUAUUAUU
This is a messenger RNA of Oppia nitens, 1298 nucleotides long. RefSeq names its product battenin-like (gene Cln3). Gene Ontology annotation, biological process: regulation of intracellular pH; lysosome organization. Gene Ontology annotation, cellular component: membrane; lysosome. The transcript is spliced from 8 exons. The record is from RefSeq and is a predicted model, not a curated record. Lineage: Eukaryota; Metazoa; Arthropoda; Arachnida; Sarcoptiformes; Oppiidae. Bases 11 to 1285 code for a protein of 424 amino acids.